Molecule: messenger RNA, 1037 nt
Organism: Cucumis sativus (cucumber)
Lineage: Eukaryota; Viridiplantae; Streptophyta; Magnoliopsida; Cucurbitales; Cucurbitaceae
Product: probable acetyltransferase NATA1-like
Exons: 1
Coding region: 112-804 (230 amino acids)
Molecular function (GO): N-acetyltransferase activity
Source: RefSeq, a predicted model, not a curated record
UAAAAAGACUAUGACAAAUUUACCCUUUUCGAUUCACUUAAAACCAAACUCCGUCCUGAAUCCGACCCAUCGCCAUCGCCUUUUAGUUUCUCUUCCUUCACUUCACCGAUAAUGGUGUCCGCCGCUCCCCAUCCUCCUCCACCGCCCUCAACAGUUCCAUUCCAUUGUAGCGCUCCUUUGUUCACCCGAAUCCGUCUCGCCGUCCCUUCCGAUAUCCCUCACAUUCACAACCUCAUCCACCAAAUGGCCGUUUACCAACGCCUCACUCAUCUCUUCUCCGCCACUCAAUCUUCUCUCUCCGCCAAUCUCUUCUCCUCUCCGCCGUUCCAAUCUUUCACCGUUUUCAUCCUCGAAGUAUCCUCUAUACCCUUCCCCCAAAACUCCCUUCAUAACUCAAAUCCUAAUUACACCCCAGUUGUUGGAAUUCUCGAUUCUGAACCUCCCGUGGAUGAUCCGGGAUCGGAAGAUUUCAAAGCGGAAGAUGAAAACGUUGUUGUUGCUGGAUUCGUUCUGUUUUUUCCGAAUUUUCCUUCGUUAUUGGGGAAGCCUGGAUUCUUUGUGGAGGCUAUUGUAGUGAGGGAUUGUUAUCAUCGGAGGAAGGACUUGGAGAGAAUUUUGCUGUUGGCGGUAGUGAAUCAGGCGGUGAAAAUGGAUUACUGUCAAGUGGAGAGGGCGUUGCUUGAUCGGGAUGUGAAUGCGAUUAAAUUUUAUGAAGAAAUGGGUGCGCCAAUCUUGGGGGAGUGGAGAAUAUGUAGAAUCACCGGCGAUGCUCUUAGAGUUCACAAAAAUGCAAACGAAAGUUAAUUCGCAUUAUCUACUAAGAAAGAUAGGGAUAGGACAUAUUCGAGUGGUCAAAUAAUAAUAAAGUACAUCUUAUAUAUAUAUUAUUUAUUUAUAUGUAUAGACUUACACAUCAAAAUCAACCAAUUUUAGAGUAUAUAUCAAGAGGAACUCAAGCAUUCUUCUCAAAUUUAUACUCUUUAUUAAUAUAUAUAAAACGAAAUAACCAUAAGGCUAAUACUAUUUGAGUAGUAAAA